GGUCUGUCAUUUUAUCUCGGAUCGUCGACGUCGUCGUCGCGAGAGCCUUUAAGUAAGUCAUCAGAAUUAUUCAACAGUGGCGUUUAUAAUUUUAAAAAUCCGAACUCGAAGAAGAAAAAUUAAAAAGAAGAAAUAGAUAAGUGGAAAUAUUUUUCAAAACGGGUAACAAAAUGAUGCGAAUUCUACAACAGCAGGCGGGAAAUGGGUCGAAGAUUUCCUCUGUUAAAGAUUUGGUGCGAUUGUCUUUCAAUAGAUGGCGACAUCAAGGAAAGGUGAUUGCAAUUCGUCGUGAGGAUCAAUCAGUAUGGGAACGACGAGCUCCAUUUGGACCAUCCCAUGUCCAGAAGUUGGUGAAACAAGGAGUUAAAGUGAUUGUUCAGCCAUCGAACAGGCGGGCUUAUCCUAUGCAGGCAUACUUGAGCUCCGGUGCUGUUAUCCAGGAGGACAUUAGUGAAGCGUCCGUCAUUUUUGGCGUAAAGCAAGUUCCUGUCGAAUCGCUGAUUCCGGGAAAAACCUACUGCUUCUUUUCGCACACAAUUAAAGCCCAGGAAUCAAAUAUGCCCCUUUUGGAUGCUGUUUUGGAGAAGAAAAUAAGGCUUAUCGAUUACGAGCGAAUUGUCAAUGAAAACGGAUCUCGUCAGGUUGCGUUUGGCAAAUAUGCCGGCAUUGCUGGGAUGGUUAAUAUAUUGCAUGGAAUCGGAUUGAGAUUAUUGGCGCUGGGCCAUCAUACACCCUUUAUGCAUAUUGGACCAGCCCACAACUAUAGGAAUUCGUCGAUGGCACGCCAGGCAAUUCGUGAUUGUGGUUAUGAGAUUGCAUUGGGAAUGAUGCCACGGUCGAUUGGACCAUUGACGUUUGUAUUCACGGGGUCGGGUAAUGUUUCGCAAGGUGCUCAGGAAGUUUUUCAAGAGCUGCCAAUUGAAUAUGUUCCACCAGAGACUCUGAGGAAGGUUGCCGAACAUGGAAGUCAAAAUAAGCUUUAUGGAUGUGAAGUAAGUCGUUCAGAUCAUUUGGAACGCCGCGAAGGAGGAGGCUUUGAUCAUCAGGAAUACGACGAGUUUCCUGAACGGUACAUAUCGACUUUCAACAAAACCAUAGCUCCUUAUGCCUCUGUUAUCAUAAAUGGAAUUUACUGGGCUGUGGGAAGUCCAAAGCUCAUUUCCAUUCCCGACGCCAAAACUCUGCUUCGACCAGCGAACACUCCAUGGUUACCAACAAGCAAGGGUUCACCAUCAUUGCCUCAUCGGAUGUUGGCAAUUUGUGAUAUCUCAGCUGAUCCAGGCGGUUCCAUUGAGUUUAUGAACGAAUGUACAACAAUUGACACACCAUUUUGCUUGUACGAUGCCGAUAGGAAUAAGGACACCAAGAGUUUCAAGGGACCUGGAGUACUGGUGUGCUCGAUUGAUAAUAUGCCAACACAGCUACCUCGUGAGUCAACAGAUCUCUUCGGAGAACUUCUCCAGCCAUAUGUUCAUGAUAUCAUAAGAAGUGACGCUAAGAAACCAUUGGAAGAGGAGAACUUCCCGACACCUAUUCACUCAGCUAUAAUUGCUAGCAAUGGAAAGCUCACAGAGGGCUAUGAGUACAUCCAAGAGUUGAGGGAUAGUAAUGCGAUGAAAUCCCGUCAUAAGGUCGAAGGAAGUCAGGAAUACCACAAACGGAUUCUAGUCCUAGGAGCUGGCAUGGUUUCGGCCCCACUGGUUGAAUGGCUUCAUCGUGAAAAAGGUCUAUCGAUCACUGUUGCUUCUCAGGUUAAAGAUGAAGCUGAUCGACUUGCUCAAAACUAUCCAGGGGUGGAAAGUCAAUACAUCAAUGUCACCGAGAGUACGGCGCACCUCCAAGAACUAUGUGGAAAGGCUGAUGUUGUCAUAUCCCUCCUUCCGUACAGCCUUCAUGGAAUUAUUGCUCGCUAUUGUGUGGAGGAAAAAACUCACAUGGUAACUGCCAGUUAUUUGAACGAUGAAAUCAAGGAACUCCACGAAGAAGCCAAGAAGAACGGAGUGACAAUCAUGAAUGAAGUUGGUCUUGACCCAGGUAUUGAUCACUUACUAGCUCUCGAGUGCAUUCACGAUGUGCAAGAACAUGGUGGAGUUAUUGAAUCCUUCGUCAGUUUCUGUGGUGGAUUGCCAGCUCCUGAACACUCAGACAAUGCUCUGAGGUAUAAAUUUUCAUGGUCCCCACGAGGUGUCCUUUUGAACACACUUUCCGCUGCAAAAUACCUGAACAAGGGACAAAUCGUAGAGAUCUCUGGAGGUGGCGAUCUAAUGUCAAACCCAAAAAGUCUCGAAUUCCUGCCAGGAUUUGCCCUCGAAGGCUUCCCCAACAGAGAUUCCACUAAAUACUCCGAGCUCUAUGGUCUUGGUAGAGAUAUUCACACUUUGGUUAGGGGAACAAUUCGUUACAAGGGCUUCUCAGAAUGCAUUCAACCAAUGCAACUUCUGGGACUUAUUGAUCCCGAACCACAUCCAAUGUUACACCCUGGAGGACCCGAAGUGACUUGGAGGCAAUUGGUCAUAAAUCUCCUAGGAUUGGCAGACUCGAGUAUUUUCUACGAAAAUCUUAAACAAAAACUAGUUGAUCGUGUGGGAAAUGCUGAUGGAAUUGAGAGCUUGGGACUGUUAGAUGAUACUCCGGUAGUUAAGUUAAAUACACCUUUGGACACUUUGAGUCAUUAUCUUUCAAAGAAGUUGCAAUUUGAAACUUCCGAACGUGAUUUGGUGAUUCUUCGACACGAAAUUGGUGUCCGUUGGAAUGAUGGACGUCGCGAAGAACGUGGUAUUAACUUUGUGGCUUAUGGACAACCAAAUGGACAUUCAGCGAUGGCAAUGACUGUUGGAACGCCUGCAGCUAUUGCUGCUAAAAUGAUUUUAGAUGGUGAAAUUCAAGAAAGAGGUGUCAUCUUGCCAUUCACCCCUGACAUCUAUAGACCAAUGUUAUCACGACUGAGGCAAGUUGGACUGACAGCUACUGAAACUUCAAGAUGGCUGAAUUAACCAAAAAUAACAACUUUUAAGAUUUAAAGCAAUAAUUUUGAUUUUUAUGAAUUUAAUGUUAGUUUUGUUUAUUGUUUAAGCUUUCGUAUUUAACUUAUUUGUAAUGUUGGAGUUUUCAAGAAAUGAGAACGAAAUUUUGUA
Eupeodes corollae is the source of this 3134-nucleotide messenger RNA. RefSeq names its product alpha-aminoadipic semialdehyde synthase, mitochondrial (gene LKRSDH). Gene Ontology annotation, molecular function: saccharopine dehydrogenase activity. The transcript is spliced from 8 exons. Bases 171 to 2993 code for a protein of 940 amino acids. NCBI's taxonomy places the organism in Eukaryota, Metazoa, Arthropoda, Insecta, Diptera, Syrphidae. Gene Ontology annotation, cellular component: cytoplasm. The record is from RefSeq and is a predicted model, not a curated record.